Molecule: messenger RNA, 2736 nt
Organism: Gadus macrocephalus (Pacific cod)
Lineage: Eukaryota; Metazoa; Chordata; Actinopteri; Gadiformes; Gadidae
Product: transmembrane protein 151B
Exons: 6
Coding region: 738-2693 (651 amino acids)
Source: RefSeq, a predicted model, not a curated record
CUGUGUGUGUGUGUGUGUGUGUGUGUGUGUGUGUGUGUGUGUGUGUGUGUGUGUGUGUGUGUGUGUGCGAGAGAGGGAGAGAGAGAGAGAGAGAGAGAGAGAGAGAGAGAGAGAGAGAGAGAGAGAGAGAGAGAGUGGGAGGGAGAGAGAGAGAGAGAGAGAGAGAGAGAGAGAGAGAGAGAGAGAGAGAGAGAGAGAGAGAGAGAGAGAGAGAGAGAGAGAGAGAGGGAGAGGGGUUGGAUGCUGCAUCCCACUCAGACUCAGAUGUUAUUGCACGACGAAGAUCCGUUAGCAGAGUUGUGUUCAUAGGGAAGACGUCACCAUCGCGACAUCACAGCUAUCGCGACAUCAUAGCUCCAUCCUAUUAUUAUUAUUGUGAUUCGUCGGUCCCGCACUCCGCUGCAGUCCGGACGUCACGUCCAUCCGUCCAUCGCGGUCUGCAGCAGACCUCGUGCGCUCUCUUCCCGUGUUCAACACACGCACGAGCGUUCCGCGGUCCGCCGCCCGGUGAGCCUGUGUACCGGGGGGAUGGAGACCGAGCGGACGCACUAGAGGACAGGGGGGGGGGGGGGGGGGGAGAGAGAAGACCAUGCUUUUUUGCCGCAGGCCACGCAAGCAUCAUCGUGAAACCGGACACCGACUUGCGGCGGAUGGGCUGACGGGGCCGGUCCCGCCCGGGAGAGGAACCCGCCGGUCCCGGUCCCGGUCCCGGGACUGAGGAGGAGGAGGAGAGGACGAUGACGACGGACGAGGAGACGACGGCCGCGGAACAGCCCAUCCUGGAGGACGGGACCGGAAGAGAGCAGCAGCGCCCCCUGCAGGCCUCUCUGGCCUCGUCGCUGUGCCGCGAGUCCCACUGGAAGUGUCUGCUGCUCAGCCUGCUGAUGCUGGCCUGCUUCGGGGCGCUGGCCUGGUGCGCUCUGAGCCGCGUGCCGGUGCUGGGCUCCGCCGCCGUGCGGCCCGUCGCGGCGGCGCUGGACGACGGCGCCACGUCCGCCGCCUACUACAACGACGUGCUGCGUCUGGAGAGCCCAUGCUCCAGCGGCUACGUGUACAUCCCGCUGGCCUUCCUGGCCAUGCUCUACGUGGUCUACCUGGUGGAGUGCUGGCACUGCUUCUCCAAGACCGCCAUGCUGGCCCACGCCGAGUUCCAGGAAGUGUACGAGCGGGUCCAGAGGCUGCAGCAGGCCACGCCCUGCAUCUGGUGGAAGGCCAUCAGCUACCACUACGUCCGCCGCACCCGGCAGGUGACGCGCUACCGCAACGGGGACGCCUACACCACCACCCAGGUGUACCACGAGCGAGUCAACACCCACGCCUCCAGCUCCGAGUUCGACUACGCCCGCUACGGCGUGAAGGACGUGUCCAAGGAGCUGCUGGACCUGCCGCUGCACCCGGCCGUCCGACUGCGCUUCACAAAGUGCUUCAGCUUCUCCAGCGCUCGAGCUGAGGCUGCCUACCUGACCCAGCGCGCCCGCUUCUUCGGGGAGAACGAGGGUCUGGACGACUACAUGGAGGCCCGGGAGGGAAUGCACCUGAAGAACGUGGACUUCCGGGAGCACAUCCUGGCGUUCCCGGACCCCACGCGGCCCCCCUGGUACUCCCGGCACCGCGUGUUCUGGCUGGCCUCGGCGCUGCUGCUCUCCUGGCCCCUGAGGGUGGUGUCGGAGUACCGCACGGCCUACGUCCACUACCACGUGGAGAAGCUGUUCGGCGAGAACGAGGAGAGCGGGGCGGGGGGGGCGGGCGGGGCCGGAGGGGGGGCCGACGGGCCCUCGGAGAACGGCGCGGCGCGAGGCGGGGCGGGCCUGGCGGGGGCCAGCUACAGGGCCAUCUCGCGGGUCAACACGGUGGACAUGACGGAGCUGGAGUGGCACAUCCGCUGCAACCAGCAGAUGGUCCCCAGCUACUCGGAGGCGCUGCUCAUGGACCUGGACACGGGCGGGGGGGGCCCCACCGCCACCACCACGCCCGUCUCCGGGCCCCCGGGCGCCCCGGGGCUCCAGGGGCCCGCCCCCCCGCUGGCCCUGCCCGCCGUCUUCAACUCGGCCUACCUCCUGCAGAGCUGCCCGCGCUGCCGGCGCACCUCGUCCAGCUCCAGCCUGCCGUCCCGGCUGCGGGCGCCCAGCGGCACCACUGCGCUGCUCAACGCCACCGUGGCCGGCAUGCGGGCGGCGGGGGGGCGGGGGGCCGGGCCGGCGCCGCCCGGGGGGGGGCCCCGGCUGGUGCUGAGCCGCAGCGGCUUCUCGCUGGGCCGGCUGGCGGUGGGACGGCCCGCCAGCCUCUUCCACUCCCGCAGCAUGGGGGGGGGGCUGGCCGGGAGGGGGGAGGACGGAGGAGGGGGGGGAGGAGGGGGCAGCGGGGGAGGGGGCAGCGGGGGAGGGGGCAGCGGGGGGAGCGGGGGAGGGGGAGGGGGGUUCCUGGGGCUGGGGUCCCGGCAGGACGACGAGGAGAGCCGGGGGGUGCUGGAGGGGGAGGAGCAGGCGGAGGAGGAGAGGGAGGGGGGGGAGGAGGACAGGGGCAGAGGAGAGGGCGGGCCGGGCGAGAGGCAGGGGGGGGAGGAGGAGGAGGGGGGCAGCGAGGCCAGGGAGGCGGGGGAGAGGGAGAGACCCCCCUCCUACCAGGACGCCUUCUUCUUCCCCGUGCUCAUCGUCCACGGAGAGGAGAGCUGCCACGGGGGGGACCGCAUGUGACCAAAGAGGGGGCUCAGCACAGUGCUGGACCCACCGGGGGGGG